Ophidiomyces ophidiicola is the source of this 1332-nucleotide messenger RNA. RefSeq lists its product as uncharacterized. Gene Ontology annotation, biological process: regulation of mRNA processing; protein phosphorylation; spliceosomal complex assembly. NCBI's taxonomy places the organism in Eukaryota, Fungi, Ascomycota, Eurotiomycetes, Onygenales, Onygenaceae. The record is from RefSeq and is a predicted model, not a curated record. Gene Ontology annotation, molecular function: ATP binding; protein kinase activity. The coding region runs from base 1 to 1332 and encodes 443 amino acids. The transcript is spliced from 5 exons.
AUGACCCUCCUUAAACGGGCUCGGAUAGUCCCGAGCUGGGAAUCCAUUGCACAUAUGCCCUUGAAGAUUCGAUCUCCAUCGCUGUCAUCGCCCAUUAUAUCCUCCAUCAGAACUUUCCGGAUGAGCGUAAAGUCAUGUUUACAAGAGAAACCGCGCGUACUCCCACUCAGUGGCUUUAAAACAAUCGAGGCAGAUGAACUAGUCGAAGAGGAAGAAUUACCCGGCUAUCAGGCCAGCCAUUUCUAUCCUGUACAUCUGGGUCAGGUUUUUCAGGACCGUUAUCAGGUCCUGGCAAAGUUUGGUUUUGGUACUUCAUCAACAACAUGGCUGGCGCGGGACCUACAAGAUCAUACAUAUGUUGCACUAAAGGUCUAUGUACACCCAUCAUUGGUUCAUCGUGAGCUGCCUAUCUACAAGCAUCUAGCUCCACAUCUCAAUAAGAACCUACAUCGCGGACAGCAUAAUAUCCGUCGAUUACUAGACUCGUUCAAAAUUAGCGGUCCUGAUGGAAACCAUGUUGUUCUUGUCUUUGAUCCUGCACAAAUGAGCCUUCGUGACAUGCGCCUAGUAUUUUUUCCUGAUGGAUUUGCACAGAAUUUUGUUCGGGGUGCCAUUAUUGAGCUUCUGAAGGCUCUAGAUUUUUUGCAUAGCCAUGGAGAAGUUGUUCAUACCGAUGUACAUCCUGGAAACCUGCUUUUGGGUGUUUAUGAUAACACCUUGAUGCAAAAGCUUGAAAAAACGGAAUUUUCAGCUCCAGUUCGACGCAAACCGAUCUCUCCCACCCGAACUAUAUAUCUCUCUCGUCUGGUACGGCCCGAUGUUGGGCCUAUGCUACUCUCUGACUUUGGCGAAGCCAGGAUUGGCCCAGGGCCACAUUCUGGUGACAUCAUGCCUCUGGAAUAUCGGGCUCCGGAAACUCUUUUUUGUAUAGACUGGAACUAUCCUGUUGAUAUCUGGAGUGUUGGCCUUACUGCGUGGGACCUCUUUGAAUCAAAAAGACUCUUUACAGCCCGUGAUGAAGAUGGUGAUUUGUAUGACGCUGCUCAUUUUGCUCAGCUGAUCGCUGCUUUGGGCCCGCCACCACCUGAAUUUCUGGCCAAAAACCCGGAACGGAGAGCAGACUUUUGGGAUGAGGAAGGUCGCUGGCUAGGCCUUGCGCCUAUACCUGAAGGCCGAACACUAGAGGCUCUUGAAACCAAACUGGAUGAUAAAUCAGGGUUCCUUAAAUUCAUCCGGAAAGCCCUCACCUGGAUGCCUGAGCAACGAGCAACGGUUAAAGAGCUUUUGGAGGACCCUUGGCUACUUGGGGACGAUAGAACCAAAAGCAGUUAG